Molecule: messenger RNA, 3772 nt
Organism: Motacilla alba alba
Lineage: Eukaryota; Metazoa; Chordata; Aves; Passeriformes; Motacillidae
Product: protein-glutamine gamma-glutamyltransferase 6-like
Exons: 12
Coding region: 300-2429 (709 amino acids)
Biological process (GO): peptide cross-linking
Molecular function (GO): protein-glutamine gamma-glutamyltransferase activity
Source: RefSeq, a predicted model, not a curated record
GGGCAGGAAUAUGAGGAAUAGAACAGUCUCUUCAGACUUUACCAAAAGAUUUUGAUUUUUUUGCUUAAAUCAAAGAUGAAUUCUCUGAAUUUUGAAUUUUUGAAUUUUUUUUUCUCUUUCUGAAGAACCGUACAGGAAAGGGUUCAUCUUUUAGCUGUUUGUUUAACUCCCUAGCCUUUUUCAAUUUUUAAUAACAAUGGAUUUUUCUUUGUUCCUAUAGCACAUAAUGCCAGCUAUCUAUAAAUAUAAUAAAAUUAGUACAUUAGACGCAAUGAAAAGGUGUGCAAGUCUGAAGGAAAAUGGUUUUAAUUAACAUGUCUCGUGUCUUUCUAGCCCUAAAAAUAGGAAAAGUCAACUGGCACUCCAAACGAAAUAAAGCUGCACACCACACCUCUGAUUACAGCAGCACAGAACUCAUCUUGAGGAGAGGGCAGCCCUUCAACAUCUCUCUGAACCUCAAAACAACAGCACAAUCUUGGGACAACUUCACCUUUAUUGCAAGCACAGGACCAUCUCCAGCAGAAUCCCUGCAGACCAAGGCCAUAUUUAGCCUUUCUGAGGAGGGUUCCAGUGGCUGGAGUGCAACCCAAGAGCCCAGUGAGCCUCGCUGCCUGAGCUUCACCAUCCUCAGCCCGGCCGACGCCGUCAUCGGACGAUACAAACUCCAGCUCGAGGUCCUUGCUGGGAACAAGGUCUCCUCCAAAGUCCUGGGCCAGUUUGUGCUACUCUUCAAUCCCUGGUGUCCAGAUGAUGAUGUCUACAUGGCUAAUGAAAAGGAGCGGCAGGAGUAUGUCCUGAAUGACAGUGGAAUCAUAUUCCAGGGAGUGGAGAAAGAUAUUCAAGAAGAAGCUUGGAACUAUGGACAGUUUGAAGAGGACAUCCUGGAUAUCUCUCUGGCUGUUCUGGACCGGAGCCUGAAGCACCAGGAGGACCCAGCUGUGGAUGUGUCCAAGCGGAACAGCCCUGUCUACGUGAGCAGGGUUAUCAGUGCCACGGUGAACAGCAACGACGAGAAGGGAGUGGUGGAAGGGAAGUGGAGUGGGAAGUUCCGCUCAGGAACCAACCCCCUGCGCUGGAGCGGGAGCGUGACCAUCCUGCGCCGGUGGCACCGGGCCCGCUACAGACCCGUCCGCUACGGCCAGUGCUGGGUCUUUGCAGGAGUCACCUGCACAGUGCUGAGAUGCUUGGGAAUACCAACUCGUGUUAUUACAAACUUCAACUCUGCCCAUGACAAGAACCUAAAUCUGAGUAUUGAUAAGUACAUUGAUGUGUCUGGAAACAACCUGCACUUGAGUGAAGACAGUGUGUGGAAUUUCCAUGUCUGGAAUGAAAGCUGGUUCAUCAGAAGAGACCUCGGCUCUUUUUAUGAUGGAUGGCAGGUUCUGGAUGCAACACCCCAGGAAAAAAGCAAAGGCAUCUAUCAGUGUGGUCCUGCCUCCACCAGAGCCAUUAAGGAAGGGGAUGUGAACCUGGAUUAUGACAGCCCAUUUGUGUUUGCAGCAGUGAAUGCUGACUGUGUUACUUGGAUUCGCUACAGCAAGAAAAGAAAAGAGAGAAUUUAUUCUGAUACCAGGAAGAUUGGAAAAUUUAUCAGCACCAAAGCAGUGGGCACCAACGCCCGCGUGGAUGUCACUGCUAAUUACAAAUAUCCAGAAGGAUCCUUGAAGGAAAGGCAGGUGUACAGGAAAGCACUGAAGCUGCUUGGUGUGAAAAGACCUGGGAAAAGAAGCAAAAUUCCAAGACACAGAAGUAGAUUCUCAAGAUCACAGCCUGAACAAACUCCCAGCAUCUCAGGGAAGCUGCUCCUUGAUGCAUCUCCUGUGGUUGGCCAGGACAUCCUCCUUACCUUGACACUCAAAAACUUGAUCUCAGAUUUUAAGACCAUAAAAGUUAAACUGAAGGCUUCAGCCAUUCUCUACACCAGAAAACCCAAGGCAGAGAUUUUGCAGUUGCAUAGGUCUGUUAAACUUGAAGCUGAAGAAGUGAAAGAGCUUUCUUUCAAGAUCUCCUACUCCCAGUACAAAAACUCUCUUAUGGAUGACAGGAAGAUCCUUGUGACUGCUGUGUGCCAGAUCAAACGGGGAGCCUCACUUCUAGUUGAGAAGGAUAUUGUACUCCAGGAUCCUCUUCUCACCAUCAAGGUCCUUGGUCCAGCUGUGGUGCACAAGCCUGUCAGUGUGGAGGUCACAUUUACCAACCCUCUGUCUGAUGAGGUGACAGACUGUGUCCUGAGAGCUGAAGGCAGUGGCCUGCUCAAAGAGCAACUCCGCAUCUGUGUGGAAAGAAUGGCCCCCAUGGAGACUUCAACAGUGGAAUUUGAAAUCAUUCCCUACAGGAGUGGCACCAGGCAGCUUCAGGUGGACUUGGUUUGCACCCACUUUUCAGACAUUAAGGGAUUUGUGAUGCUUCAUGUGGCCCCUGCUCAGUGAUAUAACCUGUACUAGAGUUCAGUUUUGCCUGUUUAUGAGGCUGGUGCAGUGUUCAUGCAUUCUUAUGACUGGAAGCACAGAAAUGCAGAUUACUCAGCCAAAAUAAAGUGAUGUAAUAUGAACGGAAACUAAUAAAAAGGUACCAGAGACUAUACUGUAAAGACAGUGUCACCUUUCCCAUUCUCUAGCCUGUUUUAUGGAGCUUCACACAUACAAUUACUAGUGGGAAUCAUUACAUAAUUAAACUUGAAGGAGAGGAUCAAGUGUGAUGGUUUCCAGCAUUAGAGCCUGUAGCAAUAAUAGCAGCUGGAUUUCCAAGGAACAUCAUUUAAAAUCACUGGUUUUAUAAGCUUCAUGGAAUGCAAUUUAAUUAUCACAGAAUAAUAAAAUGGUUUGAGUUGGAAGCAGGCUUAGAGCUCAUCUUGUUUCAGCUGCCUGCCAUGGGCAGGGACACCUUCCACUAUCCCAGGCUGCUCAGAGCCCCAUCCAACCUGGUCUUGGACACCUCCAGGGAUGGGGCAGCCACAGCUUCUCUGGGCAGCCUGUGCCAGGGCCUCACCAUCCUCUCAGGGAAGAAUUUCUUCCUAAUAUCCAAUCUAAACCUCCCCUCCUCUAGCUUAAGGCCAGUCCCUUGUGUCCAAUCUCCCUACACCCCUGUGAAAAGUCCCUCUCCAGCCUCCUUAUAAGCCCCUUUUAGGCACUGGAAGGAGCUAUAAGGUGUCCCUGAAACCUUCACUUCUCCAGGCUUAUAUCCACUAAAUAUGUUUUAUUCAGUACUAGCCAAAGUAGUAUCCAAGUAGCUGACAUACUUAAUUCUAGAAUUAAAUUUAUCAUUUAAUCUUAUAGCUAGAAGGAAAAUACAGCAAUAAGAUAUGGCAGUGCUACAACAGAACUCUCUUCUUAGGACUGGAAAAAUGAGAAAGUAGAAAAGUAGAAAAAGAAGGACAUCAGAAAAAAAUACAAAAAUUCACAAUUAACAGUCACUCUUCCUCGUCCCACAAAGCUGCUUAUAGCAGAUCAUCAUUCAUGAGGGAGGCAUUGUGCCACCCAUAUCUAAAUCCCUAAUGUGCCCAUUCACUCCUUGCAGAGUUAACAAGCCAGUAUAGCAAAGAUCUGAAUACUCCUAAGAGACAAUUUGACUUUUUCCUCCUGACAGUCAGUACUGUCCAGCAAUGCAGGACCAGCUUCCCCCAGAAUGCCCCAUGCACACAAACUGACCCUGUGACACAGAUUAAACUGAGGACUCAUUUAAAUAUUUCUUUGAUUUAAAGCCAACGAAAUCUUCAAAACAUGUGAAGUCCUAUUUUAUUACAUCAAUUACAAUAUUUUGCUACCCACACAUA